UUUACAUGCAGGGAGAAGAGUGGAACACCCCUACCUAAUCUUUACGCAAGUACAUCUCUGCGUGCUGUCACAGAGGCAAAGUGGGAAGAUGAAUACUGGGGUUUUUGGAAGCAGACAAAUCCAUCAUGCAUGCAGGCUUCACAUAGUGACAUGGAAUGUUGGCACAGCAGAGCCUCCAGCUGAUGUGAGGUCAUUGCUGCAUCUUGAGUCUGACUCUGACCUUUAUGUCAUUGGGUUGCAGGAGGUGAGAGCCACUCUAGUGAAGUACAUCUCUGAUCUGAUAGCAGAAGAUUCGUGGAGCCUCCUCUUCAUGAACUCACUGGCACCAAAUGGCCUCGUCAAGGUGACCUCUGUGAGGAUGCAGGGUCUCCUCUUGAUUAUAUUUGCCAAACAGGCUCAUCUCCCCUUUAUCCGAGAUAUCCGUACCACAUACACCCGCACCGGCCUUUUUGGCUAUUGGGGGAAUAACGGGGCCGUGUCAGCACGGCUAUCAUUCUACGGUCACAUGCUCUGUUUCCUCAACUGCCACCUGGCAGCGCACGUGAACUACGCCUCGCCGCGGGUGGACGAGUUUGAGCACCUCCUGGACACGCAGGUCUUCGACUCUGACGACGCGCCGCACGUGCUCAACCACAGGGUGGUGUUCUGGUUCGGUGAUCUCAACUUCCGCAUUGCUGACCACGGCCUGCACUUCCUGCGGUCAGCUAUCAGCAGUGGCCGCCUCAGCCUGCUUUGGGACAAAGACCAACUGAUGAUGAUGAAAAAGAAGGAAGCACUACUGCAGGAAUUUCAGGAAGGAUGUCUGCAUUUCAAACCGACAUACAAAUUUGAGCUCCACUCUGAGACCUAUGACACAAGCCCACAGAAGACAUGGUUUGGCUUUACUGGCAAGAAGCAGAAGCCAGCUUGGACAGAUCGUAUCCUGUGGUGGACAAAGCCCGAAGGCUUGAUGGAGGAGGAGGACGAGGUGGAGGAGUGCAGCUCCGUGGCAUCGUUGACAGAUGACUCACACUUCCCCUUGAAGGUGACCCAGGACUUGUACACCUGUGACGUGUCCUAUGGAGUCAGCGCCCACAAACCUGUAAUCAGCACAUUUAACCUGGAGCUGUGGAAGAAGGUGGAAACGGCACUGGUGUGUGUGAUCGCUAAGGGCCAGUGGUGUGCUAAUGAGCAUGCAGCACUCACCUACACCAUACUGGAGAACUUUGAUGCCUCCACCUAUGACUGGAUUGGCCUCUACAAGACUGACUUCAAGAGUUCCUCCGAUUACAUUGCGUUUGUCUGGGUCAAGGAGUCUGAAGUCGCUGCAGUUGAUGAGGUUGUUCAGCUGAGCAUGAAAGUGGAUGAUCCCCUGCUGCAGUCUGGGGAUUACAUUCUGGGCUACUACUGCAGAAACACGCAGUCCCUUGUGGGCCUUAGCCCUGCGUUUCAGAUAAUGGAGUCUAAACUGGCUCUUCUGUAGGGUCUGGUGCCUGAAAACAUGAAUGGACCUGCCAUGUAACUGCUGUCUCUGAGACCUACUGAACUGUCAUCUCUGCCAUCCUCUCCAGCCAGCAGAGCGCCAUUAGGCAGGGCUUGUGUGUGUGGUUUACAGCAGGACUUGUGUGUGUGGUUUACUGCAGACUUUCACAGUCCUGGACCUGGAGGGGCCUUGCAGUACACAUUUUAAAGUGUUCUUUGCACCCAGCACACCUAAAUAACCUUGUAGGCCAAUUACCAAGUCAACUUUGAAAUGGAUGUGUUAUAGCAGGAUUCUUUAGGAUCAGGACUAGGAAACACUGGUUUACUAAAACUAACCUAUUAAAUCAACCCUCCCCUCCACGCACAUACAUAUACACCCUGCAUCACACACGCAUGCAUGCACCCCCCCCCCCC
Molecule: messenger RNA, 1875 nt
Organism: Electrophorus electricus (electric eel)
Lineage: Eukaryota; Metazoa; Chordata; Actinopteri; Gymnotiformes; Gymnotidae
Gene: inpp5kb
Product: inositol polyphosphate-5-phosphatase Kb
Biological process (GO): negative regulation of peptidyl-serine phosphorylation; negative regulation of insulin receptor signaling pathway; negative regulation of phosphatidylinositol 3-kinase/protein kinase B signal transduction
Cellular component (GO): plasma membrane; endoplasmic reticulum; cytoplasm
Molecular function (GO): phosphatidylinositol-3,4,5-trisphosphate 5-phosphatase activity; phosphatidylinositol-4,5-bisphosphate 5-phosphatase activity; inositol bisphosphate phosphatase activity
Source: RefSeq, a predicted model, not a curated record